UGACGUGGCUGAUAUCGAUUGGCUGAUUAUGCGUGGAGAAGAAACGUGUACAAAUAACCCCGCCAUCUAUAAACUGAAGAUAAAAUAACAAUCGCAGUCAAAUUCACUUUUCCCAUCUUCAACACUUGCCGAUCUCUGAGUUCUCCGAGUCGAUUCAGAAAUGGCUUUAGGCGGAACAGCUCCCCCAAGAGGCAGCGCAGCAGCAGCUGCUAGCAUGCGCAGGAGGAGGACAACGAGUGGUGGGGCCUCAGGAGGAGCAGCUGGGACUAUGCUUCAGUUCUACACUGAUGAUGCUCCAGGACUCAAAAUCUCUCCAAAUGUUGUACUAAUAAUGAGCAUUGGGUUCAUAGCUUUUGUUGCGAUUCUUCAUGUUGUGGGUAAACUCUACUUUGUUCGUAGAGAGGCUUAGAAGUGUCGGUCACUGAAAUGAAUUGGAGUCGGUUGUUACUGAAAUGAAUUUGAGUCAGUUUGUCUGUUGGAUAUCCAUUUUCAAUUGUUUUUAUAAUGAUGGUUGAAACAUCAGUAAUAUUGAUAACAUUAUACUUUGUUUGGGAGA
Molecule: messenger RNA, 556 nt
Organism: Hevea brasiliensis (rubber tree)
Lineage: Eukaryota; Viridiplantae; Streptophyta; Magnoliopsida; Malpighiales; Euphorbiaceae
Product: protein transport protein Sec61 subunit beta
Exons: 2
Coding region: 161-409 (82 amino acids)
Biological process (GO): intracellular protein transport
Cellular component (GO): endoplasmic reticulum membrane; Sec61 translocon complex
Source: RefSeq, a predicted model, not a curated record